CAUUUGCACCCCACAUCAGUUCUCUGCUGGCUGGCAUCAACCAUCUCCGCUGGUGCAGCCAUGUCCGAAUCUGGAAGCUGCGAUGAUGAUACGAGCCAACUUCGGACACCCUCUGCUGCCCGUGCAACCAGAUCCGCUGGAGACCAGUCCAGGCAAGACAAAAUCCAGACGCUCACCUCUCGUUGUUCAGUCAAGCAUGCCUUCGAGGUUAUCCAAGGCUUCUCCGAGUUCAAGAGAUGGUUGGUUGGUGAGAUUGGAUGGGCCGGCAUGCUAGAGGUUCCACAUUUGCAGAAGCUCAACCUGAAAUUCAGCGCAUGGAUAAUGAGCCGUGUAGACGUACACAGCAGGUCCAUUGUCAUCACAGAGAAGAAGGUACUGCGUUUCUGGCCUCAGGAUGUGUCCAAGGUUUUCGGUAUCCCAUCCGGCCCUCGUAAUGUUAUUGGGAGGGAUGCCACCAUCAGGCCAGACGCUAUAGAGUUCAUCAAAAACACCCUUGGCAUGAACCAGGCUGGAGCCCAUAGCCUAAAAGCUGCAGAAAACUUCCUUACCAGGGAGAUUACCGAUGACUCUAGCAAGAUUGAGAAGGACUGUUUUCAGAUUGCAUUUGUUAUCUUUGUCAUGGGCCACAUCCUUGCACCAUCUAGCAAAUAUGAUUAUGCCACAAUUGAUUUCUGGGGAGCUCUUGCCAACACCGAUAACAUAGCUCAGUUCAAUUGGGGCGAGUACAUCAUCCAGUCUCUACUUGACGCUGUUGAGAAGUACAAGAGAGAUGUUAGAAGCCAUGCACACACCAUCAACCUGUUCGGCUGCCACCUCUGGCUUCAGGUAUUCCUCCUCGACAACCUGGACCUAGGAAUUUUCAACAAGAAACACGACCAGCUCCCACGGAUUAAGGUAUUCGACCAAGACUGGUUGAGGAAACUCAUCACGAUGGCCAGCGAUGUAGGCAAAGUACCACAUUCAUACACUUCAGCGCCGUUACGGUCGGUGGAAUCGGUCUGCUACACCCGCGCCACGGUCGGCAGCAACGAAGCUGCCACCGAACGAAGAGAUCAUGUCAUCGCCUUAACCAACACCGGCAGUGCUACCCCCGCCGAACCAGAGCCUGAACCCCACACAGCCGCCCACGCUGUCACCCCUAGGCCUAUAUAUGUUGCCGCAGACCACACGCCUAACCAUCCGACACAGUCGAUUAACAUUGGACCAAUUGACUACUCAAACUAUCUCAAGCGUCAGUACCCAAAAUUGAUGGCUGAUCCCCUCACCCUAAUGCUCAAAGAACACAACGCGAAGGCAUUCUCACAACUACACAUUGCUAGGACAAACAUACUAACUGACAUGUUCAAGUUCACGGACAAACUGAUGGCACACCUAGCCCAGAGAUGUGUUUGCUGUCAGGCCAGGGGGUUCACCGACUGCCCGCUCGUACCAACAGAUCAUGCCUCAGGCCCUGCUGAAUGUUUGCGCACGCCCGUAAACCAGAAGUUAAGCGGAGUCAGGCUGGAGCUUUCCGAUGCGGAAGAUAGCACAAACAGAGGGUCUGCUGGAUCAUCGAAACGACCUCCACUUGCCCCUGAUUCUGUUGUGAACAGCAAGAAGAGUAGAGGCAGCGUGCUCGAUCUGGACGAUUUGCACUUUCCGGUUGCAGCCCAUGGCAUCAAGGACAAAUGCUUGCUUGCUUACACCACAAACGAAGCGCUAUACAAUGCGGCCGACCAGGAUCCUACCACAGCUGCAGUCUUGGGGCAGCUCAGCCCUGAUCUUCCAAAAAGGCGGUCUGUGUUGAGUGGUAGUUUUGCGUCAAACCCAUGGAGAGCUGGGUGGAUUCCUCCCCCACUCCAGGACCAAGUUGCAACUGACUUGGAGACAUCCAUCAAGAGCCAAUCUCCUGAUGAGCUACAGCGAUUCUGGGUUGUCCACGACACGCCCCGCCUACUAUGUGUUCCUGGAACGGACCUCCUCCAGCAGCUUGCCGGUGACCACACACUCGAGCACGAGUUGUCAUGUGCCUUAGUAAGGCGCUAUAAUCAGAUCGACUUCGAGAACAACGAUGACUGUCCCUACCUGAACUGGAGGCACAUCAUGGAAACAGACUUCGCGACCACAGUCCUGGCUGGAAAAGAUUACUUACGUGCAAUCUGUGUGCAGAAUCAGUUCUUUGGCAAACACAUUAGGCAUUCUAUCGCCUGCUCGCAAUAUUACUUUGCACCGGCCAUUCUCGAAGACGGGUGGGCUCUAUACAUGUGGGACAUGGUCUCCAAAGAUAUCCAUGUGUUAGACCCACUAGCCGGUGCAAGAGGCCCGUCCAGCGGAAGGAAAGAAAUGCACGAGUGGGUAUCGUCGAGGCUCCACGAUGCGCUCUUCCAAUGUUUUGCUGAAUUCUUUGCUGGUUGGCCUACGAGGAAGGAACACUGGGGGAGAAUAUAUCCUAAGAUUGUAGACACCACUUUCUCAAGGUACGAAUCUGGCCUUGCCAUACUCCACCUGUUGAGAUACUAUGAUGGCGAGAAACUGAGAUCACCCAUAACAAAGCGCAACCUUGACAAAACCAGGCUUGCUUCCCUUCACGAUAUUAUGAAACUCCGUGGAAACAAAUCACCCCUACCUGGAGAUGCACUAUGGGCUGCACUAGCACCUAGCCAGCUCAGCCUUGGUGAUUUCCUGAAUGAAGUGGAGACCUGACACUCUUGGCCCUUUGUCGUCAAAAAUCGUCGAAGACUUAUGUUGUUUAGAUUGCUAGGAGUCCUUUUUCACCGUUGAACUAUACCCACAUGGCUGCACUCCACUAUCUAAGUUACCUUGUUGUAAUUUUUCGCAACAAACUUAUGUUGAACUCUAUGUUUAGUUUGUGAAAUGUUGGUGUCAACCCUCUGUAUGGAGGGCUCGCGCUCUUGUCCUAUGGAAUCAGACAAUGGUAGCAAUGGUAGCCAUUUUUCAAGCAAGGUCAA
Lolium perenne is the source of this 2948-nucleotide messenger RNA. RefSeq lists its product as uncharacterized. The record is from RefSeq and is a predicted model, not a curated record. Lineage: Eukaryota; Viridiplantae; Streptophyta; Magnoliopsida; Poales; Poaceae.